Molecule: messenger RNA, 453 nt
Organism: Neltuma alba
Lineage: Eukaryota; Viridiplantae; Streptophyta; Magnoliopsida; Fabales; Fabaceae
Product: serine carboxypeptidase-like 40
Exons: 1
Coding region: 1-453 (150 amino acids)
Biological process (GO): proteolysis
Molecular function (GO): serine-type carboxypeptidase activity
Source: RefSeq, a predicted model, not a curated record
AUGGCAAUAACGGGCAAAGAAACUUGGUGGGUCCUUUUCCUUCUAUCAACACUACUACUCUUUGUGGAUGAGAUCCAUGGAAGCAGAAAGCAAGAACAUGCUCUUAGAAAUCUGAACAAGGCCAAGUUCAGAGGAGGAGGCACCAUUGACAGAAGCAGUAACACAAUCUUGGGGGUAGAUGAUGAGGCUGUGUUUGGAGACUCUAAUGAUAACAAGUCUCGUUACUAUUAUCUUCAAGAAGGAUUGAAAGAGAAAGAUAGGAUUCAGAAGCUUCCAGGGCAGCCUGAAGAUGUGAGUAUCUCUCAGUAUGGAGGGUAUGUCACAGUGGAUAAGAUUGCAGGAAGAGCUUUUUAUUAUUAUUUUGUUGAAGCUCAACCAUCUCAUAGGCACAAACUGCCACUUCUUCUCUGGCUAAAUGGAGGUAUGUACAAUAAUAAAGUAACAUUUAUUUGA